GAUCGUUGUUAUCCCACGAAAACUUUGAUAGCUAGCUGCAUCCCUGCCCGAGCGUUCAACUACCAUUUACUACCUCCCAGUCACGUACAUCAUAAACCGCCAACAUGGUCAAGGCCAAAGAAGAGGUCAUCUCCGAGUUCAAUGAGUACGUCAACAUGACGGCCGAGGACCUCGAGUCCUGGCUCAAGUCAGACGACUCCAACAGCGCAGGCUGGCCCAAGGACGAUGCCGAGGACGAAGGCGAGUCGGUCGGACACGACAGCGGGCGCAAGAUUGUCGAGAUCCUCCAGGCGAACCCCGACAAGAAGGAGGACGAGUACACGGACGACCAGGUUGAGCAUAUGCGCAAGGUCGUGGCAUACUGCAAGCGACACUUGGCGCAAGAGUCAAAGUCGAAUAGCGAUAAGUCACCCGAGGAAGUGAAGAAGACCAAGUCGUAUGCUUCACUGAAGAAUUGGGGUCACGACUUCCUAAAGGCCCAGGGCAAGGAGAAUGGCGCGUCCAAGUCGAAUGGAAAGUCUUCCAAGAAGGUGGAGAACGGCGACGAAGAGAAGGCUGAGUCGAAUGGGUCCAAGAAGCAGAAUGGGUCCAAGAAGGAGGAGGAGGAGGAGGAGGUCGAAGAUGACAAGGAGAAGGCCGAGGAAGAUGCUGACGAAGAGGCCGAGGACGACAGCGAGGAGAAGGCCGGCGACAAGCGCAAGAACGCCAGUGAGGAGAACGGAUCCAGCAAAAAGCGGCAGACGCGCCAGGGCGAGGGCAAGUCGACUGAGAAGUCGGAUGAGAACGCCGAUGAUGAUAAGGAAGAAGAAGCCGAGGAGAAGGAUGAGGACGGCGACGAGGAGAUGGAAGAUGAUGGUGAGGAAGGCGACGACAAGGAGAAUGGUGGCGGCAAGGCCAAGAAGGGACCCAAGAAGGGCGACACUGUCAGCUGGAAAUGGGGCAGUGGCAACCCCGAGGGCAAGGUCCUUGAUGUGAAGGGUGAAAAGACGACCAUCACGACAAAGCGUGGAAGCGAGGUUACUCGCGAUGGAGACCCCGAGGACCCCGCUGUUGUGAUCGAUACUGGAAAGUCGAAAGCUGUCAAGUCUGCUCACGAGCUGAAUGAGUAA
Molecule: messenger RNA, 1109 nt
Organism: Colletotrichum phormii
Lineage: Eukaryota; Fungi; Ascomycota; Sordariomycetes; Glomerellales; Glomerellaceae
Exons: 3
Coding region: 105-1109 (334 amino acids)
Source: RefSeq, a predicted model, not a curated record